Molecule: messenger RNA, 246 nt
Organism: Cutaneotrichosporon cavernicola
Lineage: Eukaryota; Fungi; Basidiomycota; Tremellomycetes; Trichosporonales; Trichosporonaceae
Exons: 2
Coding region: 1-246 (81 amino acids)
Source: RefSeq, a predicted model, not a curated record
AUGCGGCUUCUUCCUCACAUGGCAGCCCAUCCCGCCCGGGAGCACUGGAACAGUCUCCGUGCACUUCCCUGUUCGUGCAGUGCUGCCCUGGAGCGACCCCGCCUCAAGCUCGAUACCGUCCUCGGGUUCUCUACCGCGAUUCUGGCCAUACCUGCUCCGAUUCCACACCUCACAGACGCCCUCAUCUUUCAAAUGACCCAGGCGAGCGACAUGAUUAAGACCACCUUUUCCACCCUACACGCCUAA